AUCUGUCCGCCAUUACCCCCCCCCCCCCCCCCCUCCCUCUCUCUCUCUCUCUCUCUCUCUCUCUCUCUCUCUCUCAGGAAACAAAGAUCUUUCUUGGGAUUUUUGUUUCCUUUGUCAGUCUCAUCUGUUUCACACAACUUUCAACUUUUCACUCUCGAUAAUCGAAGAAAUCCCUUACCACUUUUGUCCCUUUCUCUGUAAAUGUUGAAGAGAAGGAAGACGAUGAACUUCUCUCGAUGUCUGUUUUUCUCCUUGCUUGCAUUUUGCUUCUUCAAUUUCGUCUCUGCAGCCACUCUCGUAGAAGAUGAAGUUCAAGCUUUAAAAGACAUAGCGAGGACGAUGGGGAAGACGGAUUGGAAUUUUAGCGUAGACCCUUGCAGUGGGCAGGCGGGUUGGGUCAGUCCGAACCCGAUCAAAGGAGAAGAGAAUGCGGUCACAUGUAACUGCAGUGACGCCAAUAGUACUCUGUGCCACGUUGUCAGUAUAGUUCUCAAGGCAAAAAAUCUUCCGGGUACUCUUCCACCAGAACUAGUCAGGCUCCCUUUUCUCCAAGAAAUUGAUCUAUCUCGAAACUUUCUCAAUGGUAGCAUUCCAAAAGAAUGGGGUGCAUUGCCACUGGUUAAUAUCUCUCUUCUUGGAAACCGGCUAACGGGUCCGAUUCCUAAAGAGAUGGGCAAUAUUACCACUCUUGCCAGUUUAGUUGUAGAGUCCAAUCAUCUAUCAGGGGGGUUGCCUCCGGAGCUUGGACAUCUACCUAAUCUUCAAAGAGUAUUGCUAAACUCAAAUAACUUCAGCGGGGAAAUCCCAGAAGCAUUUGCUAACCUGAUAUCACUGAAUGACUU
Molecule: messenger RNA, 842 nt
Organism: Carica papaya (papaya)
Lineage: Eukaryota; Viridiplantae; Streptophyta; Magnoliopsida; Brassicales; Caricaceae
Source: RefSeq, a predicted model, not a curated record